Messenger RNA from Tetranychus urticae (two-spotted spider mite), 939 nucleotides. RefSeq lists its product as uncharacterized. The record is from RefSeq and is a predicted model, not a curated record. Lineage: Eukaryota; Metazoa; Arthropoda; Arachnida; Trombidiformes; Tetranychidae.
AAUUGUAUAUUAUAUUAUAAUUUAAUGUGACAUUUUACUGAUAAUUAACCAAAUAACCACAAACUCAUGAUCUUCACAUUAGUAACGACCUGAGAGGUUAUUGGAGUGACAACAUUGAAUAAUGUAAACAACAUCGGAUUUGUCCUUAAAAAUAUCAACAUUUUUCAAAAUCAUUCAGUUCAACAGUUAACAUUCAACACUUAUCUUGGUGAGAUCAUUGAAUAAGUUUUAAUAACUGGAUUUACUUUGAAAUAUAAACAUGUUCAGCAAUAGUUUAAUCAAGACCAUUGGUCUGUGUUACAUUUUCACUCUUAUUUUUGGUGUUCUUUCACAAGAAGUCGUCAAUCCUAACCAAGAAAUACCACCAAAGACUGUAAAUCUUAAUAUACCAUUGUUCGUUAAAAUGAGACUUGAGACUAAAAAUUUGACUGAAUUCACUCACACUGACAUGGAUCUUUCAGUGUUAACGGGAAUGGUUCGAGUUAUACUUGACCGUAAAAUCUACAAAAAUGGAACAGUUGUUGGCCCAGUUCGAGUUUACUUAUUUGGAGUUGGAAUUUCUUAAGACGAUUUCGUAUAAGCAGAUCAAAUUUGUAACCGCUUUUUUAAUGAUUAAAAAACAAACAAAAUAUUAAGAUAUAUAAGAAAUUUAUGUAAACAACUUUGUCUUUUUUGCUGGUAAAAUAUUCAAUAUAACAAUUUAUCAUACAUGUGAAAUUAAAAUAAAAGUUCAUGCAAUUCAUGCGUUUAAAUGCUUUGUAAGACUGAAAAAGGGAAUUUCAUUGAAAUUAUUAAAUAGCAAAAGUUUUUCUUUCUUGAACAAAGAAUAUGCUUGUUCCGAAUGAUUGAAGGUUGAGUCAGGCAUAAAUUGAUUUAGGAACUGGUUGUGAUGAUGGAAUAUCAGGGGAAUCUCGAUCACUUUUGCCAAAAAUAUCAAAA